AUGCACUCAGAUAACGACGGAGGAUUCACCGUCCACUGCGACAGCCUGAAAUGGCACCCUUUGGCCCCGAGCGUAUUCAUCAAAAUUGUCAAGCUUGUUUCAGAAACCGGAGAAUAUACGAUCAUGGUCCGUGCCGAACCCGGUGGACUGCUUCCUCGCCAUCGGCAUGUUGAGAGUGCGGAAAUUUAUGUUCUGAAGGGCAGCGGUGCCCAUCCUCAGACUGGCGCAUUUGUUCAGGGGGAUUAUAUUUCGGAAAGCAAGGGGGCCGUUCAUGAUCCCCUUCCCUUUGAACAUGAAACGGAGCUUUUGAUGGUUAGCAGAGGGCCUUCGGUGUUUUUGGCGGAUGAUGGGUCGGAUUUGUAUACAAUGGAUGUGGCGAUGUUGCAGGAUAUGCUAGAGAGGGCGAAAUAG
Aspergillus welwitschiae is the source of this 411-nucleotide messenger RNA. RefSeq names its product RmlC-like cupin domain-containing protein. NCBI's taxonomy places the organism in Eukaryota, Fungi, Ascomycota, Eurotiomycetes, Eurotiales, Aspergillaceae. The transcript has a single exon. The record is from RefSeq and is a predicted model, not a curated record. The coding region runs from base 1 to 411 and encodes 136 amino acids.